AGACAAUAUAUAUAAAGUGAAGUACAAGUGAUUUAUAAGUUCCCCAACAUUGCCAUCAAUUAUGAUCAAUCAUUUAAUGCAAACAUUAUUCUUAGUGUCGAUAUAUAUCAAUGGCCCGAAUAUAGCAUUCUGUGUGCCUUCAUAUCAAGACAUUCAGUUGGCUUUCGAUGGCUUAACAAAUCCAAUCAAUUAUAAGAGUUGGAUCCGACCGCCCGUCGCAACCCUACGACCCGACGGCACUGUUGACACUUCACCAGACAUUACCGCCCCUCUAUUCGUGAACGUUAGCAUUGAUUUAUACAAUUACGCCACUGUCGAUGAGAUAACCUCGGAAUACACUUUCCAUUUGUUCAUUGACUUGGAAUGGUUUGAUCCGAGGCUUAGGUUUUCCAUUCAAAACAAACACAACACCAGAAACAAAGACGAGGCCAUCAUUGAAGGCGGACAGUAUCACAUCCAACGUAUUUGGUAUCCAUCCGUGUUUAUACCCAAUAAUCAAGACCCGGGAUCUUUUGAUUAUGACAGUCAAAGCGCUAAUUUGCUUAAAAUCAGAUCAAAUGGAUUGGUAUGGCUUCGGAAACGAAAAUUACUUCGCGUUUACUGUAAUAUGGAUUUCCAUUUGUUUCCAUUCGACCAACAAAUCUGUUCACUACAUCUCGAGAGCAGUAUUUCGACGACAACUAUACUAAAACUCCGUUGGAAUUCAAUGAAAUCGUUCAGUAAAUCCGAUAGUUUUCAUACAAUUGGCUUUGGUUUAGAAGAUUACGAGACCAGUGUUGGCGAACAGACUUAUAGCAAAAACAAUACUUUCAGCAGAGUUAGCUUGAAGUUUACCCUGGUCAGAGAGUGGGCACACUAUAUGUUCCUGUUUUAUUUGCCCACCGGUAUAAUCGUGAUCGCCUCGUGGGCCACGUUUUGGCUGGAAAUCACUUCACCGCCCGCUCGGGUCAGUAUCGGUGUGACCACAAUGUUAGCACUGGUCACCACUUUUACCACAACUAAAUCACAUUUACCACAAGUUUCCUAUUGGAAUGCAUUAGACAUAUGGAAUAUGGUCUGCAUCGUGUUUAUAUUUGGCUCAUUGGUUGAGUUCGCGUGCGUUAACUAUAUAUUCAAUACCGAGAAGAGAAAGAAGAAGAAUAAGAAGUUGAAGCGAAAGAGACAACAAAGCGUUUUGAAAGCAAACGAAAUAAAGGCAAACAAUCAGUCGAUGAAAGCGUCGUCGAGGCCUCAGUUGGAGACAAUAUAUUCGCAAACAAUUAACACAUUCUCACAGCUCAACAAAGAUUUCUCCGAUUUGACGAUCCGUCGCAAGAAUACCGUCAACUCUCCCGACGAAGAGCUCCGAAAGACACCGGCGCUCGACUCAAAGCCGAGACUAUCGUUGGUUGGCAUCGAUAUUAGGAGACAAAUGACUGAUAAUAAAGAGGAAUUCAAUCGCAAUAAUAGUCCCGUCAGAAAGAUAUCUCUGCGACCGCGGACUCAAUCGGCGGUUCAGAUCGUGGAUAGCGUUUGCUAUAAACUGUCGCCACAAGAGUUGGCCAACGAGAUUGACUGCAAGUGUCGGCGCGUAUUUCCCAUUUGUUUUGUGUUAUUUAAUUUGCUUUAUUGGACUAUUUUGCAGAUCAGGUUCUGA
Medioppia subpectinata is the source of this 1636-nucleotide messenger RNA. Lineage: Eukaryota; Metazoa; Arthropoda; Arachnida; Sarcoptiformes; Oppiidae. The record is from the annotation of a GenBank genome assembly.